Molecule: messenger RNA, 1674 nt
Organism: Radiomyces spectabilis
Lineage: Eukaryota; Fungi; Mucoromycota; Mucoromycetes; Mucorales; Radiomycetaceae
Exons: 3
Coding region: 1-1674 (557 amino acids)
Biological process (GO): carbohydrate metabolic process
Cellular component (GO): cytosol
Molecular function (GO): phosphoglucomutase activity; magnesium ion binding
Source: RefSeq, a predicted model, not a curated record
AUGGUGAAUGUGAAUACUGUCCAAACCAAGCCUUUCGAAGGCCAGAAGCCCGGUACUUCCGGUUUGCGCAAACGCGUCAAGGUUUUCCAACAGCCCAACUAUACCGAGAACUUUAUCCAAGCUGUUCUCAAGGCUAUCCCCGAAAGCGAUGGCGGAGCGAAAGGUGCUACAUUAGUCAUCGGUGGUGAUGGUCGCUUUUAUCUCAAUGAAGUUUUGCAAAUCAUCGUCAAGCUCAGUGUUGCCGCUGGUGUGAAGAAACUCGUUGUUGGCAGAGAUGGUAUUGUCUCGACGCCUGCUGUUUCGUGUAUCAUCCGUAAGAUUAAAGCUACAGGUGGUAUUCUGUUGACCGCAUCGCAUAACCCUGGUGGUCCCGAUGCGGACUUUGGUAUCAAAUACAACUGUUCCAAUGGUGGUCCUGCUCCGGAAAGUGUCACCAACCGAAUCUAUGAAAUCAGCAAAACUCUGCAAAACCUUGAAAUUGCCGACAUUCCCAAGGUCGACUUUUCACAGCUUGGUACUCAACAUAUCGGUGAUUUGACUUUGGAGGUCAUCGAUGGUGUCAAGGACUAUGUCGAAUACAUGAAGACCAUCUUUGACUUUGACGAAAUUCGCACCUUUUUCAAGAACAACAAGGACUUUAAGAUGCUUUUCGAUGGCAUGAAUGGUGUCACUGGUCCUUAUGGCUAUCGUCUGUUUGUGGAAGAGCUUGGUCUCCCGGAAUCGAGCGUCAUGCGCUUCAAGCCCUUGCCCGACUUUGGCGGUGCUCAUCCUGAUCCCAACCUCACUUAUGCUCAUGAUUUGGUCGAACGUGUUCAGGCCGAAAACUAUGACUUCGGUGCGGCAUCCGAUGGUGAUGGUGACCGUAACAUGAUCAUCGGUAAGGAUGCCUUUGUCACUCCCAGUGACAGUGUAGCUAUCAUCGCCCAUUACGCAAAGGAAGCUAUCCCAUACUUCAAGAAGCAUGGUGUGAAUGGUUUGGCCAGAAGUAUGCCUACUUCCCAGGCUUUGGAUUUGGUUGCCAAGAAACAAGGAUUGGAAUUCUUCGAAGUACCCACUGGCUGGAAAUUCUUUGGUAACUUGAUGGAUGCUGGUCGUUGUUCCAUCUGUGGUGAAGAAUCAUUCGGUACUGGUUCGGAUCACGUCCGUGAAAAGGAUGGCGUGUGGGCCAUUUUGGCAUGGUUGAGCAUCAUUGCUCAUGUCAACAAGAGCAAGCGCAUGGGUGUGCAAGACAUUCUUCAAGAGCAUUACAAGGUUUACGGUCGCAACUUCUUCUCUCGUUACGAUUAUGAAGAAGUUGACAGCAAAGGUGCAGAAGACAUGGUGGAACGUCUUCGUGGUAUGAUCGAAAAGAAUGAGCUUGUUGGCAAGACGUGCGGUCAAUUCAAAAUCGCCAAGGCCGACGAUUUUGCUUAUCAUGAUCCCAUCGAUGGCAGCGAGUCCAAGAAGCAAGGUAUCCGCAUCAUUUUUGAAGACGGUUCGCGUAUUGUUAUUCGCUUGAGUGGCACAGGCUCUCAUGGUGCCACUGUACGUUUGUACGUCGAGAAAUAUUCGGAUAACGCUGCCGAAUAUCCCAAACCAACUCAAGAAGCCUUGAAACCAAUUAUCGAUGUCGCUCUUGAAUUAUCUCAAUUAGAAAAGUUCACUGGCCGUAAGGAACCUACUGUCAUCACCUAA